Molecule: messenger RNA, 1126 nt
Organism: Tachysurus fulvidraco (yellow catfish)
Lineage: Eukaryota; Metazoa; Chordata; Actinopteri; Siluriformes; Bagridae
Exons: 2
Coding region: 99-1106 (335 amino acids)
Source: RefSeq, a predicted model, not a curated record
UGUGAAAUAUGGGAGUGAGCAGAACAUGAGAUAUAAAGACAGUGCUGGUGCAAUGUCAUCAUUCACUUCACCUGGCCGUUUCAUCCAGACUCUGAAAAAUGGCAAAUGCAAAUCCAGAGCAACCUGAAAAGUUUAACAUUCAACAAAGAAAGAAUUCACGUGGAAUAUGGGAGAAAUACAUCACAGGGCAGCAUGUGAGUUUAGAGAGACUGAGAGAGCGAAUGAAGAUAGUGAUCCCUAAGGAUCCCAUGAUGAAGUACAUAAUGAAGGAGAUCCCACCUUACCCGAGUCCAGUUGAAUUUGGGGUUUCAGAUGUAGCCCAUGUUACUGAUCAGACAGGAUUCAGGGGGAUAAUGGAGUCUCAGCAGUUCAGACCUCCUAAGAGUGAGUUCUCAUGGUGGGACUUAAAAAUUAAAGAAGAGGAGAUAAGAGCAGCAGAGACAGGCUACAUGGAGACUAAUUUCACAAAUGAAGCACAAGAGCUGAAUGAACAGAAGCCGUUCCUGGAAAAGUUCACCACAUCACCUCUCUUUCAACUAGAGAAAUCCCGCUACGGCAAUUAUCGCUUCACGUUUCCCCUCACUGAUCUGAUGAAGUGGUACAAAGAACAGAACUGUGGAGGAGAAGAGCCGGUUCUCAGGAUGUACGAGACCAUCACCUACAAACAGGAGAUUGUGUACACUGUGCUGAUUCACAGUCCUGGGGAUAACAAGCGUUUUGGAGAAUACCCACUCCUUGAAGCGAGUGAGUGGGUUCGUUAUCAGGAUGGGAAGAUCAUCUGGAAAGCACAAGCCAUUUGUGAAACCCAUCGGUAUCAAUUUGUUUCAGGAGAAGUGCAAAGUCUGAAUACUCAUCUGUUUUAUGUCUGGGAUCAGGUUAGUUUAGUCUUUCACCUACCAAAACCUAAAGCCCUGAAAAUCCCCACAGAAAGGCUCAUAGAAGCUCUCGAAGCCUGUAAACUUGACAAAAUAGAUCUCUCAAGGGACAAAGAGGAACGCUACAGGGAAGCAAAGGAGAAAGUCAUGCAAUUAAAAAGAGAGUUGAAAGUGGUGAAGAAAGAAGAAAAGGAUGAAGAACAAGAGGAUGAACAUAAAGCAAAAUCGUGAAAUAUAUUCAUAGGUGAUAU